Messenger RNA from Pectinophora gossypiella (pink bollworm), 372 nucleotides. RefSeq lists its product as uncharacterized. Bases 1 to 372 code for a protein of 123 amino acids. NCBI's taxonomy places the organism in Eukaryota, Metazoa, Arthropoda, Insecta, Lepidoptera, Gelechiidae. The record is from RefSeq and is a predicted model, not a curated record. The transcript has 4 exons.
AUGACGACCAAAAGGAAAAAGCUGAAAACAGACGUGGCGGUGGCAAUAUCGACGACAAGACCAUUCGCGCGAGAUCGUUCUCGCGGUCCCGCUCUGACGAGGAACCCUCCGAGGCGUGUUGCCGCCGCCGGCGCAAGCGCAAGAAAUGUGGUCGCCGCAAGCGCCGCCGCCGUAGUUGUCGUCGCAAGCGUCGCCGCCGUCGCAGUUGUCGGCGCAAGAAGCGCCGACGUCGCCGAAGCUGCAGCCGCCGUCGCCGUCGUCGCAGCUGCCGACGACGUCGCCGCAAGAGACGCCGCUGUCGCUAGCUCUCUGGGGCUCGUCCUUACCCCCAAAAUCUCUGAGAGCAAUACCACAAAAAAACACUGUCAAUAA